CGCUUCAUCGGAUAACCAUGUUUGCGAAACUCGUGAUAUGCGCUGUGGUGGCCGCUGUGGCAUCACUGCCUCAAGGAUCACCGUCUAGAUCCUAUGGACUUCCCAGUGGAAGUUCAUUCGGCAGUUUCGGUGGAGUAGGUGGACCUGGAAGUGGAGCUGGAGGCAGUGGAGGAUUCGGAGGUGGAGCUCCUGGUUCAAGCAGUGGAGGAUUCGGAGGUGGAGCUCCUGGUUCAAGCAGUGGAGGAUUCGGAGGUGGAGCUCCUGGUUCCGGUAGUGGCAGCUUCGGCAGUGGAGCCACCGGAGGAUUUGGAGGUUCCUCGGGAAGCUUCGGUGCUGGUGGUUCUGGAGCUGGAGCUUCAGGUCCUUUCAUUCCCAUCAUUACCGACGAACGCCAAGGUCCCGAUGAGUUCGGAAACUACAACUUUAACUUCGAAACUGCAAACGGCAUCAUUCGUGAGGAACAAGGAGCCCCACAAGGAGAAACUGGAGCCGUAGCACAGCAGGGUGCUUGGUCAUUCACCUUCCCUGAUGGCACUCCAGCUGACUUCAGCUUCGUUGCUGAUGAAAACGGUUUCCGCGUGGAGUCCGACCUUCUGCCCACUCCCCCUCCCCUCCCCCCGCACGCCAUCGCCCAGAUCGAGAAGGCUCGUCAGGAGGAUGCCGCCGCUGCAGCUUCUGGUGGCCGGCCUGGCUCUGGCUCUGGACAGUUCUCUGGCUCAGGCUUUGGCGCCGGCCAAUCAGGCUUUGGUUCAGGACAAUUCUCGGGAUCUGGCCAAUCAGGUUUUGGAACCGGUGCCGGCCAACCAGGAUUUGGGUCUUCUAGUGGCCAGUUCUCAGGUUCAUCUUCCUCCCAACAAGGACCCAGCACCGCCUAUGGUUAUCCUUAAAUUGAAUCACAAUGAUAAUGCGACGUAAAAUCUGCUGCCAUUUCUGACCCAGCGAUAUCAUAUUUUUUUAGCACUCAUUAAUAUAGGUAAGAUAUAACCAUGAUGCUCACUAGUGAAGUUACA
This is a messenger RNA of Penaeus indicus, 1010 nucleotides long. Its product is annotated as pupal cuticle protein 36-like. Bases 18 to 887 code for a protein of 289 amino acids. The transcript has 3 exons. Gene Ontology annotation, molecular function: structural constituent of chitin-based larval cuticle. Gene Ontology annotation, cellular component: chitin-based extracellular matrix. NCBI's taxonomy places the organism in Eukaryota, Metazoa, Arthropoda, Malacostraca, Decapoda, Penaeidae. The record is from RefSeq and is a predicted model, not a curated record.